UGCGUGAAAAAUUCCCAAGCAACAACAUUUCAUGCCCUCUGGACCCCGAAAAGUUGCCUGCUGCAUGACAGAUGGACGGGCCCUUGGUGAAGCGGGCGCGCUAUCACGGGACGCAUGCUCAUCCAGUGAGGCAAUCUUUUCAGAAAAUCGAGGUAGUGAACAGUAUUGUUCGCUUGAACUAGUAGUGUUGAGUGAGGCGUCAGACUCAACGUUUUAGUGUGUUUCGCUGUUGUGCAUCAGCAACUGCUAUUUUGUGAGCUGUAUGCUACGGGUAAUCUAGCGUGGUUUCUGCUGUUCUACUAAAAUCAGAGUUGUAAUCCUUUUCACUAUACUGGAGUCAAUACGUGUAGAUUUAUCACAUUGUUACCCUCCUACCGUCCCUAGUCCUGUGCGGACCCGGCGCCUCUCCCUGUAGCAAACAUAUUUUUCCGAUGUUUUUUGGCAGGAAUGUCUACCGUUAAUUCAGUUGGCAGGUGGCCGUUGGCGAACGUGGAGCUGCAGAGCGACGUCGUUCGUGGAAUGCGGCAGCGAGCGUGUCCAGAUAUCGCUACGUAUGCGGGAAACUCACGGUGGUCGCCGACGUUCGGUCGUCGUGAUGGAGUACCCCUGGAAGGCGGCUUUUUCGGACAACGGGAAUUUGUCGGGUCGGGUACAGCAUGCAGGCUACGACUCUUUCGCCAGGCCAGCACACCCCUAGCAGCCCAACUAACCAAUCGUCCUCAGUGUUUAAGCAGCAGGUACCAUAGUUUUUAUUCCUUGUCGCAGGACUUCCUGGCUGCCCACGCAGCAACAUUCAGCAGGAAUCGUGCGUUUAGCUCGUCCAGCGAGCCGGAUGUGCCUACCGCUGGCGAGUUUGCCAAGCACCUCUCAGAUCUUGAAUUACCGGAACUGAUAGAAGGGCUGCAGGCGUAUGAUGGAGGUCAAAUGCAGCAGUCCUACCGAGGCUUUCGGAGGCUCAGAGAGACGCUGGAACACGCAGACGAACAGUCAGUCGAGCACAGUGCCAAGGCGCUGGUUCUGGGGUGUAUGUACACGGCGUUAUUCCGUGUUGGUGAGUAUAGAGAAGCACGACGAUUUGCUGCGGAUGCGCGGGAUCUCUCCCGUGCUGGUCAUCAGAGUUUGGCAGCCGAUACAGCCACGGUAUGUGACAUUCGAGCGGCCCUCGAGGAGGCGAAAACGGCACGUGGCAAAGGUGGUGUUGCGGAGUGGCUUUUGCAGAGACCUUUGUGGCCGUCGGCGGACGAUGCGCCGGAACGACCAUCUCGACUAGAAGAACUUCGCAUCCUUCAGACUUCACUGGCUGUCUAUAAAAGAGGUGCAGGAGAAGCAGACAUUGGCAAGAGUUGGGAGACCAGAGAGAACGGCGGCAAGGGAGCCACUGUUGGUCUUCCCGCUUCCUUUUUGGGGCUUAUGAAAGAAUAUAAUGAUUUUAUUUUGAAGUAUUUCGCACGUGGGGCCGAGCCGACACCGUCGGAUCCGAGGGAUGAUCCCGCUGAAGUGUUGCUUGCGGUCGAGAGGAUGGCAAAAGAAGCAUCUUUAUUGCUAAAACAGAACGAGGCUUUCCUCACCGGCGCUUUGUCGAUCGCUGAACGUUCACCGUCUACGGUGUCCGAAACAGGAGGCGCUGGAUGCAUCGCGGAGCGCAUCACGAAAAGAGAGUUGGGGGCUGAAUUAGUGAGGGGAAUCGCGCUCCUCCAUGAGGGUUUGGGGACAGUGUUGGUGAAACAGUCAAAUGGCGUGGAAUCGGGAUGUGACAGAACUACCGACGAGCUGCGUGUACUCGGUGAUAAGGUGCUAAAAGACGGACUCACAAUCUGCAAGAAGUACGCCCAUAUCGACACGAAGAAUAUCUUGGCGUCGCUACUUUCUGCUCUUGCAACGUCGUUUAAACAACGGCACGAACCCGUCAUCAGUGAGGGACUUUUCCGUUCGUCUUUGAAUGAGUUCAAUACAGCGGCAGGGCUCAAUGUACAGCUGGUGUCGGUCCCUAUCGUAGCGGCAGGUGAUGACAGUGCUCGAAUUGGAGGGGAGUCUCGUGUGGCUUAUCCGAGGCAGGCGACGCUGGAUGCUAUUGUCAGCUUCGGAGUCGCCUUGUUGCAGUAUAGCGCUUUGUUGAACAAGUGGGAUGGACGCGAGGUUGAGGCAGAAAUGAUAUGUAGGCCGGCGAAUCAGAUUUUGGAGUCUUUCGGACUUCCGACAUCGAAAGACCCACUUGAGAACGUUCCAGCCCGCCUGCACGUGCUCCCUCUUCUUUGGAAGCCCUCGGUAUGCCUGGCUCGCCCCCUUUUGGUUUAUGUCAAGGAAAGGGAAGCCGUCAGUGGUGGCGGUGCAUGAUGCACAUCAUCGUGAUGGAAUAUUCGUUUUGUCCGCACUCAGGUCUGUUGUGUCACUUUUUAGCUGUCUACUAUCAAAACUGAUCCUCCGCUACAAAUCUAAUUAGGGUCCGUCGGGUCCCUAUGACUGGAUAUCUCGUUUUCCUUGCAUAUGCGAAUGUGAAGAUGGAGCAAGAAAUAAGGACAACGGACCCCCGAUAAACGCGUCACAUACCAUGGCAGCUAUUGGAAGGAUGAUCGUAUCGCAUACUAGCGAACCGCCCGUC
Toxoplasma gondii ME49 is the source of this 2599-nucleotide messenger RNA. RefSeq lists its product as hypothetical. The coding region runs from base 448 to 2334 and encodes 628 amino acids. The record is from RefSeq and is a predicted model, not a curated record. The transcript has a single exon. NCBI's taxonomy places the organism in Eukaryota, Apicomplexa, Conoidasida, Eucoccidiorida, Sarcocystidae.